Molecule: messenger RNA, 3228 nt
Organism: Chenopodium quinoa (quinoa)
Lineage: Eukaryota; Viridiplantae; Streptophyta; Magnoliopsida; Caryophyllales; Amaranthaceae
Exons: 10
Coding region: 198-2951 (917 amino acids)
Source: RefSeq, a predicted model, not a curated record
UAAAUAAGCUUUCAUAAAAUAUAGCUUGGACCGUUUUAGUUAAGGACCCCAUAUCAUAUGGGUCACCCCUCCAUAACCAUAAGAACAACCAACAAUUCAAAUACCUGCCUUUCUAUCACAAAAAUAUCCUUCCUUUUUGUAGUAUAGUCUUGGAUUUUUUCUUCCCCUUGUUUUCUGAAUGUUUAUGCAUAAUAAUCAUGUCAGAUGCAUACUUGGUGUCAAUAAUCUUGGUUAGCAGCUUAUCAUUGACUUGGUUUGCUGCUUUUGGGUCUGUCACAACCCCUCCAAGGCCGAAAAUCAACCGGUAUUUUCGGUUUGAUGGGAAAACAGACAGUUGGGUGCCUGUGGAACUGCCUUAUGAUCUGGUUACUUGUAUCAAUGGUAAUUGUACCGUUGUAGGUUCUAUCCGCCAAGCACCAGAGAAAGGUGAGAGUCAACCGAGGAAUGGUGAUAAUACAGGAAGGAAAGCAAAUAAGGAAAUUUACAAAAGACUUUUACCUUUGAGGAAUCGCGUUUCUUUGACAAAAAUGUCUGAUGCAUCAGUCUGGAUCACCGGUGAGAGUGGGUCAAUCUAUGAGAGAUUCUGGAAUGGUGUACAAUGGGUGAUUGCUCCCCACGAUUUGCCUGCAUCUGCAGAGCCAGCAACAUCUGUGUUCUUUGUCAAUCAGACUAUUCUUGCUCUUUCUGAAGCAGGGUAUCUAUAUCAGAUGCAACUGGUUGAAAAUUUGCAACUGGUUUGGAUAAAGCUUGAAGCUUCAGCUGAUCACAAUACAAGAGGAGAAAUAGAGCAAAGUUUGAUAAAGUCUGGAGUUGUUACUAAAGAUGGGGAGAGAAUUUACUUCUGCACAAAAAAUGGAUCACUGUUAGAACUUGCAGAGGUUGAACCUCUGAGGUGGGUUAAUUAUGGGCAGCCACCAGGAGCAGAUGUUGCAGCAAUAGCCGAUGUUGGUACAAUCAGAUCAAACCUUAUAUUCACAAUCAGUUCGGCAGGAGACCUUUACGAGCAUGAUAAAAAUACAAAACCACCAUGGAAGAAGCACGUAUGGAAAGAAGGGUCAGCAGAAGAUACUUCCUUGCUACCAUCAAGAGGUUGCAGUGCUCAAGGACUAGGAGGAGCGUCUUCAAUAUCACUGUUUCUGCUGAACAAGGCGGGUAAGCUGGUUGAGAGGCGACUGAACCAGAGAAAAUGGAAAUGGAUAGUACAUGGGAGUCCAGAAGAUCAACUCCUAACAUCAAUCACACCAGUUCCAGAAGAUGAAUCCAGUGAGAAGUAUUCAGUGCUCCUGACAACUGCAUCAGGCUCAAUACUGGAAUAUCAAGCAGGAAAACAAACACGAGUGGCUCAAGAGUACCAACUAGAAGAGCCAUGGGUAAAUCAUAUGCAUCCCCCACAUGCAAAGGUAGCAAGAGGUGUAGAAGGGAUACCAUAUCAACUUGGUAGGAUCCUUUUCCCACUAGAUGACGGCAGGAUUGCAGAACUACAUCUAUCAGGUUUAGGCGGUGAAUAUUCAGGACCAAAUCCUCAAAUCAGUACCCGUAAAAGAUUGUCAUUGAAGUAUGUUUGGUCAAUAUUAGAUGCCCCUGAGACUGAAGGAUGGAAUGCAGAGUAUUGUACUGAGGACCGUGGACCCUCCAAUUGCAUAAUGGGUGUAAAGGAUGAAACAAAUGAUUUCACAAACACAAGAAGUAUGACAAGAAGGCGAAAGGGAAUGCAACAGAACUACUUAAUCCCCGAUAUGUCAGGCAUCAAACUAGAAAAACCAUUGGAAGAGCAUAAAUUGGAAGAGAAUUGGGUGAAUGUAAACUUUGGCAUGAGAGUGAUACAAGGAGGUAGAUCAUUUUUCCUGGUGUCAAGUAGUGGCCUGACUUUUGAGUAUCUUUACAAUGACAACAUAGGACUAUGGCUGAAGCAUGACCACCCAACAGCCAUGCAGGGUGCAGUUGGGAGCUAUAAUGGGAGUCUGUUCUUAGUUGACAUCCACGGUACUUUGCUAAUCAGAGAGAGAAGCAACAACGAGUUGCAGUGGAUAAAUUGUACUGCCAUGAAGAAAGGGAAAGAGAUAAUUGGUGGCCCUCCAUGGGACAGGAUCCACGGUACAGGAAAGAAAGUUACGGCAAAUGAUGCAAUUUAUUUUGUAAGCAAGAAGGGAACACUACUGCAGUUCACUGUUGCUCUCAGGAGUUUUAAAUGGAAAGACUGCAAAAGCCCUGCAGAUACAGAGAUUGCAACAAUAGUAGACCAAGAAGUGUGCAGGGACAAGGUAAUUUUUGUCAUCGGAAGGAAUGGAAGAUUGUAUCAAUAUAAUAGAUUGUCUGGAUUAUGGCAUGAACAUUAUCAAUCUCAGCACCUAGUUCUCUCAAGAUUGCCCGGGACAGCUAUGAGGCCAUCAACACUAUCUUUGGAGGGCUCUCUUUUCAUGAUUUCAGGAGAUGGUGGACUAGUAGAAUAUCAAUGGAACUCACUUGAUGGAUGGGUAUGGGUUGAACAUGGCACCCCAAAUGGGGUGAGAAUAGCUGGAGCGCCUGGGCCAGGCUUUGAGGGUCAUCAGUUGUUCUUAGUUGGCUCAGACGGGAAAGUUUACCUAAGGCACUUCAACCAAGGAGAAUGGAAGUGGAGAAACUGUGGAUUUCCAGAUUCAGAAAAUACACCAGUUGAACAAGAAAGAGAGGAAAAGCUGAAGCAUUGGAAAGAAAAAGGCAUUUGUUUCGAUACUGCUAGUGUGGACAGUGCAGAAGAGCCCAAACUAAGAAAGACAAACCAAAACUGUGAUCCUAAGGUGGCAUCAACAAGGCCAAUUCGUUCAGCAGAAAAUAAAGUAAUAUUUGAGCUAAGAGAUGGCAGAUUGGCAGAGAUGCAUCAAGUGAAGGCAUCCGAUUGGAUAUGGUCAAAAAUAAUUGCAACUCCCACAAGCCUAUGUACGGAAAAUUUCUGGGCUGCUGCUGCAUCAUGAAGCUGGAAGAUACAGAUAGAAAAAGCACCUUAAAGAUUGUAGCAAGCAUACAAUGCAGAAGCACAGAAGCUAGGAGAUACUGAAAUAUACCAUAGUAACCAUACUGUACAUAGUAAAGCAAUGACACCAAACUUUUUACCCUCAAUCUAGCGCAGCAGGACAAGAUGCAGCUUAGAAGCCUGAUGCCUUAAGCUACAAGAGCCUUGCCUGUAAAAUUGUCUUCAAUAUUCACUGUACAGUUUCAUACAAAGUUAGACACUUCAUUUUCUUUCUUUCU